UACUUUAAUAGAGCAAGUUACUUUAAAACAAUCUCAUCCUAAAUUUUGCAUACCAGUUUUCCAAACAAUGUGACUAUCCAUUUCAAGUAAGCUUCACCCAUGUAGAUUAUCGUUGUCCUAAACACAGACAACCCUGAAAAACAAUUAAAUAUGCCCAUAUUUGGAUAAUGAAAUGGACAACCAAUCUUCAUCUUGUUUGCAAACAUGACAAUCAUCGCAUUAUGGACCAUACUGACAUUAUUUCCGGUACUCGUACGUCUAGUUUCCGGUACCGUGACCCAGACACCGAAACGUCGACCUGUAUUCUUACCAGAUUCGACGAAUUUCGAAGAAAUCGCCAACUGUUACGCAUUCGUUGACAAGACGCAUUUCAUCAGAGCUUUCUUCGAGUACAGGUGGAUCAAUCAUCAUAUUUUCACUCGACCUAGAAAAUUCGGUAAAACCACAAACAUGGAUAUGCUGAAACGUUUCGUACAACUGGAAGUCGACCAAUACGGACGAAUCAAGAAGCAAAAUGAAACAUCAGCUUAUCGAUUAUUCACUAAUCGAACUUUGAAUUUACAGAUUUCUCACUUUACACCAAUAAUGGACGAGCAUUUAGGCAAAUACCCUGUCAUCCAUAUCGAGUUCAAAGGAGUCAUGCGAGAUACAGUCAACGAAACGUUGAAGAGUAUCCGAGAACGUGUUCGAAAAGCGUGCGAACCUUACGAAUGGAUGAUUGGAAUUCUGCACGAAGAGUAUCAUAGAACGAAUGAAUCCGCUAUUGGUCAACAAGUUCGAUUCUUGAAGAAGGCGAUUUAUGGAACGAUGAAUCUCGAUAUUACCACGAAAAGCUUGUGCUUGUUGGCUAAAGUAUUAUUGAAUUAUUUUCGUCGAGAAUUGUUCGUGUUCAUCGACGAUUACGACGUAGCCAUAGAUUACAGUUUAAGGUAUUCUCAUCGACGAAAGGCGUAUGAUCUUACUAAAAUCAGGUCUGUUGUACGCACCAUGGUUGAGAAAUUAUUCGGCGAACCCCUGCAACAUAUAAAAUACAUCAUGAUUACAGGUACAGCCUUAGGAUCGUCUUCGACGUUUAAUUCGUUCGAAGUAAAUAAUUUUCAGCACCAUGGUUGGCUAAGCGAUACAACAAUGCGUACGUUUUUCGGAUUCACCGAAAACGAAGUAACAGACACGAUGGUUCGGCGCAGAAUACAGGAAACUGAAAAGCACAGAAUUAUCGAAUACUACAACGGUUACUUCACCAGCGUUAAAAAUAUCAGGAUGUACAACGCGAAUAGCGUUCUGAAUUAUAUGGGUUCGUUUAAAAAGAAUAACAUAACGUAUCCUUCAUCGUGGAUCGAUCCGGGUGACUUGGAUUUCAUGCAGCAGGCGAUAAAAAAUCCCAAACUGUACCUGUUCUGGUUACAAAUACUGUUGCAGAAAGAUGUAAAUCUUCAAGUCAAAUCGUACGUUGACGAAGCACGAAUACUGAAACUAGGGCUCAAGUUGAGAAACAACUCGACUAAUUUAACACCAGCUGACAUCGACGCUUUUCUUUGGUACUGUAAAGAAAACGGAUAUAUCGUCACUAAAAUGGAUUCAUCGCAGCAGCCAUAUUUGGUCCUACCUAAUAAAGAAAUACACAUAGAAUUUACCACAGUACUGUUCAGAUAUUACGAUUCCCUUCUACCUAAUAUUACAGCACCGUUGACCGAAACGUUCAAAAAUUUAGCAAAGUUUAUAAACAUCGACGACGAAGUACCCAAGUUGAAACGUCUUCUAGGAGCACUAGUUAAAUCUGAAUUCAAAUUCGACGAUUGCAAGGAACUGCAUUACUACGCUAUAAUCUAUCACUCGAUCGCCUCGUAUUUCAAAGAUGUUUUUACCGAUGUUAGGGUGCUAAGGCAAGAUACAGCUUAUUAUAUCGUUAUAUGUGAGACAGAAGAAGUGAUUGUAAUUGCUGUCAAGUACGAACGUGGUAUUAGAAAAGCUCUCAGACAAGCUUUCAAUUAUCAUACGGAUGUCAAGUUGACCAAAGGUAAAAAUAUCAGAUUUAUAGGCAUAAAAAUUGAUUUGAAGUCUGAGCUUGCCAGUAUUGCGUAUUUUUCGCCUUAUAAUCGUAUCUCGGUUUGCUUUGCGAUUGAAAGUGAAGAAAGAGAGGAGGGGUUGUACGAUAUGUUCCAAGUUUUUUGAUCGUUGAGUAAAUAAAGCACCUAUAGGUAGAUUUAAAUGUAGCUUAUUAAUUUCAAUUUUUAAAAUAAUUGUUUCAAUUACUCAAUUUGAAAAGCAUACCGAAGUUUUAUUUCAUAGCUGCGUACGGAAAUUAUACCUAUUUUUUUCAA
Molecule: messenger RNA, 2321 nt
Organism: Planococcus citri (citrus mealybug)
Lineage: Eukaryota; Metazoa; Arthropoda; Insecta; Hemiptera; Pseudococcidae
Exons: 1
Coding region: 205-2172 (655 amino acids)
Source: RefSeq, a predicted model, not a curated record